Messenger RNA from Lacerta agilis (Sand lizard), 4728 nucleotides. RefSeq names its product macrophage mannose receptor 1-like. The transcript has 31 exons. Gene Ontology annotation, molecular function: signaling receptor activity. NCBI's taxonomy places the organism in Eukaryota, Metazoa, Chordata, Lepidosauria, Squamata, Lacertidae. Bases 14 to 4474 code for a protein of 1486 amino acids. The record is from RefSeq and is a predicted model, not a curated record.
UUCGUCGGGGCCAAUGUCUUUCUUUUUGUUCCUAAGUCUCUUGGUCCUCAUUCAGCCAGCUUUUCAGGUAUCAGAGAGUGACAGCUUUCUGAUAUAUAAUGAAAACCUCAAGCUUUGUAUGCAGUCUUGGAACACUCGUUCCAUCAUCCUGGACUACUGUGAUAAGAGUAAUGAGCAGCAAAAUUUUAGGUGGGUUUCCAACAGCCAUAUUUUGAACAUGGCGACAAAGUUAUGCCUGGCAGUGCCUUCCAAGUCAGACCAGGCCCGGGUCACACUCUCCUCCUGUAAUGAGACCAUUGAACUUCAGAAAUGGGAAUGCACAAAUGAUACAAAGAUCCUUGGACUUGAACUCCAAGAUUUGUUUGUAACUCCUGAGGGUGGUCAAAAAGGUCGUCUUAUGCUGUCUAAUAAAGCCACCAGCAAGAAUACCUGGAAGAUCUAUGGAACUGAAGACAAAUUGUGUUCUAAACACUAUGAAGCUCUGUAUACUAUAGAAGGCAAUGCCUUGGGAGCCCCAUGUAGAUUUCCAUUCAAGUAUCAGAAUAAAUGGUACGCUCAGUGCAUAAGAGAUGUUGACCAUCAUGGACAACUUUGGUGUGGAGCAACCGAAGAUGUGGAUAGAGACUCUUUAACUGGAUAUUGUCCAAUAAAAGAUGGCCAUGAUGAAUUUUUCUGGACCAGAAACCAUUGGACGGGGGAUCUGUAUCAGAUCAAUUCCUACUCAGCUCUAACAUGGUUCCAAGCAAGCAAAAGUUGCCAGCAACAGAAUGCAGAAUUAUUGAGCAUCACCGAUUUACAAGAACAAGCAUACCUGACAGGAUUAAUAAAUGAUAAGAAAAAUGACUACUGGAUUGGACUGAACUCUUUCGAUGUUGAGAGUGGGUGGCAGUGGAUUGGUGAUCGUCCUUUCAGAUAUUUAAACUGGGCUCCAGGUAGCCCAUCUCCAGAAACAGAAAAGAUCUGUGGAUCAAUACAGUCUAAUAAUGGCAAAUGGCAGAAUAAAAAGUGUCAAGAUAACCUUGGGUACAUUUGCAAGAGAGAAAAUUUUUCAUUAGAUACUUCUGUUAUUCCUCCAGAGAGCAGGUUGCCUUCUGCAAGUGUGGUGCCACAGAGUUCUGUCUUGGGCUUGGAUGAAGGAAUUGAGGGGAUGCUUAUCAAAGUUGCAGAUGAAAUCAAACUUCAUGCUAUCUUAAAUAUGGUUUUUCUCUUUUUAGGUAGGUCAAAGCCUAUUAAAUGUUCAGAUGGCUGGGCUGCAUAUGAAGGCCACUGUUACCGCCGUUACAGACACCUCAAGACGUGGCAGCAGGCACUAUCAUCCUGUCGAAAGGAAGAUGGAGACUUAAUAAGCAUACACAACAUUGAAGAACACAGCUUCAUCAUUUCUCAGCUAGGCUACCAGCCGGAGGAUAGUCUAUGGAUAGGACUGAAUGACCGGAAGACUCAGAUGUAUUUUGAAUGGAGUGAUGGAUCUACAGUGAGACUCACCAAGUGGCAGAAAGGAAAGCCCACACACAUAAAUGAUGUGCAAAACGACUGCGUAUUCAUGAAUGGGGAGAAUGGAUACUGGGCAGAUAAUUUUUGUGAAGAGGAACUUGGUUACAUCUGUAAAAGAGCACCUUUGGCAAUUCUUUCUGAAGAACCUGAAACUGCUGAUCCAAAUUGCACAAAAGGCUGGAGAAGGCAUGGUUACUAUUGUUACUUAAUUGAACAAACAUCUAGAACUUUUUCAGAGGCAAAGACAUCAUGUGCAGCAAAUCAGGGAUCUUUGACUUCUGUGGAAAACAGAUAUGAACAGGCCUUCCUGACUAGUCUAGUUGGACUUCGUUCUGAAAAAUAUUUCUGGAUCGGCCUUUCAGAUGUAGAGCAACCAGGGACAUUCAACUGGACAAAUGGAGACAGUGUUCUGUUCACCCACUGGAAUUCAAGAAUGCCUGGGCGACAACCCGGCUGUGUUGCCAUGAGAACUGGGACUGCAGCUGGAUUGUGGGAUGUUGUGAACUGUGAGGAGAAGGCAGCCUUCAUCUGCAAACAGUGGGCUGAAGGUGUGACAACAACUCCUGCCCCCAAACCAACUCCUCUGCCUGCAUGUCCAAAUGAAUGGCAUCCAAGCAAUACUAGACAUGUGUGUUUUAAGGCCUAUUAUAAAGAAAAAAAGAGCAGGAAAUCUUGGUUUGAAGCGCAAGAUUUUUGUAGAGAAAUUGGAGGAGACCUAGCUUCUAUUCACAGUGAAAACGAAAAAGGUGUUAUAACGGAAUUAAUUAGGAAAACAACUGGCCAUUAUUGGAUUGGUUUCAGUGAGUUGGCCCCCGAUAAAGGAUUUACUUGGAGUGAUGGAUCUCCUGUAGACUUUGAAUGGGAUUUUCAUCUUCGUGAUCGUCACAAUGAAGACACAGGAUGCAGAGCCCUGUAUUCCUCUGUUGGGCGGGUGGAUUCUGACUGGUGUGAAUAUUUCAAGAAUUGGGUUUGCCAAAUAAAGAGAGGUGCAACAGUGAAAAAAGAUCCACUGGUUGGUUUUGAAUAUACAUUUUCAAGAGUUGAAAAUGGCUGGAUUUUGCAUAAUGGCAGCGAGUACUAUUUCAGCAAUGCGAGUUCAUCUGCAGAAAGAGCAUGGGAAUUCUGCAAGAAGCAAAGUGCAGAUCUCGUGGUCAUUGAAAGUGAAAGCGAAAGACAGUUUUUGUGGAAAUACAAUCAGCUUUAUCGACAUUUUAAUAACCAUUAUAUUGGUUUAACUGUGGAUUUUGAUAAAAGUUACAGCUGGUUGAAUGGAACUCCAGUUACCUAUGAAGCCUGGGCACCCAAUGAACCCAACUUUUCAAACGAGGAUGAAAAUUGUGUCGUCAUGUAUUAUAACACAGGCUUAUGGAACGACAUAAACUGUGGUGCUGCGAACAGAUUCAUAUGCGAAAGGGAUACGAGUUCUGUCCAUUCAGCUCCUGUUCCCACAAUACCUGCACCUGUUGGGGGCUGUGCGGAUGGCUGGCUUUUCUUUGAUAAAAAGUGCUUCAAACUAUUAGGUUUGAAUGAAGAAGAGAGGAAAGACUGGCACAAAGCACGACAUGAUUGCAAAGAAUCCGGAGGAAAUCUGGCUAGCAUACCAAACAAAGAAACACAAGCAUUCCUUAUGGUGCAAUUACAAAGUGCUGCAAUUGAUCCUUGGAUUGGACUGAAUGAUUGUAGUACUAAUUACAAAUUUGUAUGGACAAGUGGAAGUGGAGUCUACUUUACAAACUGGGCCAGAAGAUUUCCCAGUUACAAAGGAGACUGUGUUUUUAUAAUGAAUGAGCCUCUACUGCAGGCAGGAAGGUGGAGAAAUGGACCGUGUUCUGACAGGAAAAGCUACAUCUGCCAAAGAAACACCGACCCUGCAUUAUCGCAGCCUGAAACAAUGGCUCCAGCCUCUCGCCAUAUCCCUUUUGGGAAUAGCAGCUACUCUUUCAUUGGUCCCAAAAUGACUUGGGAAGAGGCCAGGAAAAAAUGUAAUUCAGAACACUCAGAGCUUGCCAGCAUUUGGAAUCCCUACAUUCAAUCAUUCCUAUGGCUGUGGGCAUUGAAAUAUGGAGAGCCUGUAUGGAUUGGUCUAAAUAGCAAUAUGACUGGUGGGCGCUACACGUGGAUAAACAACCGGAAACUGGCAUAUACUAAUUGGGCACCUGAAGAACCAAAGCAGAAAACAGCCUGUGUCUACUUAGACCAUGAUGGGCACUGGAAAACAGGAGCUUGCAAUGAAACCUACUUUUCUGCCUGUGCGCAGUAUAAUGGUACAAUCCCAACUGAGGAACCACAACUGCCAGGAAGAUGCCCUGCAUCAAAAGAAGAUGGGAAAGCUUGGAUACCUUUUCGGGCUCAUUGCUAUCAAUUCUACUCUGGUUGGUAUAAUUGGCCAAGAGCUCUCUUCGAAUGCGCUCAGUUAGGUGCCACCUUGACUUCGGUAGCAGAUUUAGCUGAACUGCAUUUUUUGAUGGUUCACACUUUUCAUUUAUCUAUGGAUGAGUAUUGGAUUGGAAUGUACAGAAAUUACGAUGGAGAAUGGCUGUGGCAAGAUAAUACUGCACUGGAUUUUGUCAAUUGGGACAAUGAAAAGCCCACACCUGAUCCUAAGUCACAACGUUUUCAAAAUGAGAAAUGCGUUUUCAUAAACAGCCAAAAUGGGAAGUGGUUCAGAGAAUACUGCGCCCAUAGCAAAGGAUAUAUAUGUAAAAUAAACAAAAUUAUUGAAGAGGUGACAGCUCCUUCAAAAGUGCCUGAGCAAGAAGACAGUCUGGCAUCAACACAUGGCAGAGUUCUGAAGGCGUUUCUCCUAGUUAUCUUCCUCCUCCUCAUUGGUGUGGGUGUAGCAGUCUGUGUUUUCUACAAAAGAAGAGGCAGACGACAAGAAAUCACUGGUAGCAUUGACAACCCUAUGUAUCACGACACAGUAGUCAUUCUUCCAAAUAAAGAGUCAGAAAUGGGUGAGGAUGAAAAAGAGGCAGAAUAACAAAUGUGUAACUCUAUACACAUUUCCCUGGGAGUAAGUCACAUUGAGCUCACUGGACCAUUGUAGGAAAUUAAUUGUUCCAAGCUGCAAUAUGUAGUGGUACUUCCUGUGACGAGACUCAUGAUGCCACAAUGUAAACAUGAUUAUUACUUAGUGAAAACAAAUGUUAUAUGAAAUAUUUUCAAAUUAAAGAUUACUUGACUUGAAAAACUAAGUGUGAAGACUCCUAUCUUACUUCAGAGCCCCAGUCAGUC